Molecule: messenger RNA, 619 nt
Organism: Linepithema humile (Argentine ant)
Lineage: Eukaryota; Metazoa; Arthropoda; Insecta; Hymenoptera; Formicidae
Source: RefSeq, a predicted model, not a curated record
CAUAUGGAACAGAAGGCCGAGUGGAUAAAUGCUGAAGAGGCAUUAUUUAAAUUUCCAUUAACUUUAUAUCCGCGCGUCAAGGAAUUAAAGGAGAACAUUUUGCCGUUUUAUGCUUUGAUUCAUCGAGGUUAUCAGUGGCAAAGAGAUCGCAAAGCUUGGCUGGAUGGUACUUUCGAGUUUCUCAAUGUGGAACACAUCGAUAACAAGCUUAAUCAAUAUCUAACCGACUUCAUCAAAACUAGCAAGCAGUAUAAAACAAAGAUCCAAAUGCAGAACGCGAUCAAUUAUCCAUACAGUUUUUCAGGAUUGAUAGACGAUCCUGAUCCAUUCCAGCAACCAGCACCUAUGAAAUUAUGUCAUCAAUUAAUAGAAGACGUAAAGUGGCUUAAGGAAUAUGUUCCAUUAUUAAAAAUUUUACGGAAUCCUGAAAUAUCACAACUACAUUGGGACGAUACAACGACCAUGGUAGAGCUUGAUUUAACAAUAGAUGCUGGCACUACAUUGCGAAAAAUAAUUGAUAUAAUCUUUACAAAUGAUUUGGAACAGCAAUAAACUGCAAUUAUAUAUUGUUGUUUUAUAUUAAAAAAUUAAAAAGUUUAUUAAAUGAUUUUGUAACAAU